AGACUAAACUUCUUAUAUUUAACAUAUUUAUAUAUGAUGCUUCUCUGUAACCUCACAUACAGAAAUUACAAGUCGGUUGGGCUCCGCUAAUUAUGAGGGGCCGGUCUGAACCAAAAAUGCCAGGGCCGAUUUAUUGUCCUAGUCCAGCCCUGGCCACGGACAGAGACAGUGCUGGGCUCUGAGGUAAGCGAAUUUUAAGGGUUAACUUUAUCUAGAACUCAGUGCUAUAUCUUUAUAACUAAGGCUGUAUCACUGAAAACAUUUUGUCGUUUGAGUUUUAAAGCUGUAAAAUUGACUUUGGGGGAAGGCAGGUAGGCGUUCUCUGCUUCAGUGCUGUUAGCCAAUCAGAGGCGAUAUAUUUGCAUGUAUGAACAUUUAUGAGCAAGAGCCGAAACCUACCUUUUUUGAGAGACCUAAAAUUUAGUGAAAUAUAUAAAUAUAUAUAUAUUUACCACCCCUAGUGGUGGUGGUGGUGGUAGUGUACUGAGGGGGCAGGGCAGGCUCUCUGUACUCCGCCUCUGGUUGGGUUGGGGCUGAGGAACUGUGAGGUGACUAUGGCACUUUCGGUUUCCUCUUUUAACUGUUGGACACGGGCGUUUCCUACCGGCUGACCUCGACCACAGAGCCGCGGGUUUACCGGCUGUGUAAAGUCCCUGCGCUCCUGGUUUCUCUGGUUUUAGCUCGGUUUCUCCGUCCCGAUGUCCGGAGCGCGGCUCUACGCGCUGCUGAUCUGCCUGGCCGCGCUGCUCAGCCUGAGCCACAGCCGCACACGGACCUACCAUAUAGGUAUCCGGGAGGAGGAGUGGGACUACGCUCCCGGAGGAAAAAACUUCAUCAGCGGUCUGGAUAUCAGUGAAGAUCAGUAUGCCUCUGUGUUUCUGGAACACAGUGAAACACGAAUUGGCAGCAAAUAUAAGAAAGCUGUGUAUCGGCAGUACACUAAUGAGCAAUUCACCACUGAGAUUCCUAAGCCAGAAUGGCUGGGCUUCCUCGGACCAGUGAUCCGUGCGGAAGUGGGUGAUGACAUUGAGGUGCAUAUGAAGAACUUUGCUUCUCGGCCUUAUUCAAUUCAUCCACAUGGCGUGUUCUAUGAAAAAGACUCUGAAGGCGCACUGUAUCCAGAUGGCACAUCUGGUCAGAACAAAGCUGAUGAUGCUGUGGCUCCAGGUCAGAGCUACACGUACAAAUGGAAGGUGAAAGAGGAGUUUGCCCCUAUGGAAUCUGACUCCACCUGCCUUACCUGGAUCUAUCACUCACAUGUGGAUGCGCCUAAAGACAUCGCAGCUGGACUCGUUGGUGUACUGCUCACCUGCAAGAAGGGCACUCUAGACAGCUCUGGACUAAAACGUUCUGAUGUAGAUCAAGAGUUCUUUCUGAUGUUUAGCGUGGUGGAUGAAAAUCUCAGUUGGUAUCUUGAUGACAACAUCAACAAAUCCUGCAAUGCCACUGAAAGAGCAUUUCUGGAAGAAGAUGAUUUCCAUGAAUCCAACCUCAUGCACUCAAUAAAUGGAUAUGUAUAUGGUAACCUGCCUACAUUGUCUGUAUGCAUCGGAAAACCUGUGUCUUGGCAUCUUUUUGGAAUUGGAAGUGAAGUUGACAUCCACUCUGUCCACUUCCACGGCCACACCCUACUCGAUCGUGGUCAUCGUAGUGAUGUCCUGAGCCUUUUUCCUGCUAGUUUUGUCACUGCAGAAAUGGUUCCCAAGACACCUGGGAAGUGGAUGCUUAGUUGCCAGGUCAAUGAUCACACAAGAGCAGGUAUGCAGGCCUUCUAUCAGGUUUCCCAUUGCCAGAAUCUGUCCUCAACCACAGUGUCCUCUGGCCACGAGAGGCAUUACCACAUCGCUGCGGAGGAGCAGAUGUGGGACUAUGCCCCUACUGGAAAAGACGCAUUCAAUAACGAUCAAGCACUGAAUACAACACACAGUGACUCCGAAGAAUUCUUCACAAAAGAAGGGGGAAAGCUGGGUGGAAAGUAUUUGAAGGCCAGAUACGUUCUGUACGCUGAUGACACGUUUACAACUAAAAUGCUGCCACAUGGUUCAGAACAACACCUCGGCAUUUUGGGUCCAGUCAUCAGGGCAGAAACUGGAGAUGUCAUAGUGGUAACAUUUAAGAACAAAGCUAAGCGUAAUUACAGUAUGCAGCCUCAUGGUCUACACUAUGAUAAAGCUUAUGAAGGAGCCAUGUAUCAGGAUGGUUCUCAGAAGAGAGGAGCCAGCGUGGCUCCAGGUCAGACGUUCACCUAUCGCUGGCGUGUGAUGGAGGGUCCGUCCCCUAGUGACCCGCCCUGCUUGUCAUAUCUGUAUUACUCUGCUACAGAUCUUGUCCGUGAUACCAGCUCUGGUCUGGUGGGACCUAUACAGGUGUGCAAGAAAGGAGUUCUGGAUGAAAGUGGUCGACAGCAUCUAGGAUCUGAGGUGCAAAAGGAGUUUUUCCUGCUCUUCACAGUGUUUGAUGAGAAUGAAAGUUGGUAUUUACAUGAUAACAUUGCACGAUUUGGGAGCAAUAAGACAGACCCAGAAGACGAAGGAUUUAUGGAGAGUAAUAAAAUGCACUCGGUGAAUGGUUUAAUGUAUGGGAAUCUUCAUGGACUGGAUCUGUGCGAGGGGGACCAUGUCGUGUGGCAUACGCUAGGCUUGGGCACUGAGGUGGAUCUCCAUGGGGUCCAUUUCCAGGGCAAUACAUUUCAGCGUGAUGGCACCACUCGUGACACACUAAGUCUGCUCCCUCACACCAGUGUCACUGUUUCGAUGAUUCCCAACAAUGAUGGUGUUUUUGAGCUAAGCUGCCUUACCACUGAUCACCACCGUGGGGGAAUGCGGCAAAAGUACACAGUCAAGCAAUGCUCACCGAGUCCAGUGUCAAAGGCUGUAAACACUAAGCCUGACAGGACUUACUAUCUGGCUGCAGAAGAAGUAGAAUGGAACUAUGCCCCAAACAGGACAUGGGAGUUGGAGAAACAUAAUACCACUGAGGAGGACAGCCUUGGUAAAGUUUUCCUUGGAAAAUCAGAUCAUCAAAUUGGCCCUGUGUACAAGAAGGUGGUAUUUCGCCAGUACACGGACAAGACCUUCACAACUAAGAAGAGAAGGAGUCCUGAGGAAAAGCAUCUAGGGAUUCUGGGUCCCAUCCUCAGAGCGGAGGUUGGCGAGGUGGUUCAGGUUGUAUUUAAGAACAAAGCCAAACAAAGGUGGUAUUCAGUUCAUGCUCAUGGAGUGAAGACCAGUGAGGCUCAUCUGAAACCUGUUUCCCCAGGUGAGGAAAUAAGUUAUAAUUGGACUAUCAGUGCAGGUCCUGGCCCAGCUGAAUCCAACUGUACAACCUUCGCCUACUACUCAUCAGCUAAUUUCGUCAAGGAUUUGGCGAGUGGUCUGGUUGGGCCAUUGGUGGUGUGCCGUAAAGGGACUCUUAAGGAAGAAAACCGACGAAAUGACGUGGAUAAAGAAUUCGCUUUGCUCUUCAUGGUGUUUGAUGAGAAUGAAUCCUGGUACCUGAAGGAGAAUGUCGAUACUUAUAUCAAAAAUGCCCCUGAAAACCUCACUGAUGAUGAAAACUUUAUAGAAAGCAACAUGAUGCACGGCAUUAAUGGAAAGCUCUAUGCUAACCUGCAUGGUCUGGAUAUGGAUAAAGGUGAUCGUACUGAGUGGUAUCUAAUAGGACUGGGGAAUGAGAUGGAUAUGCACACAGUUCAUUUCCAUGCUCAGAGCUUCGUAUACAGGACAGACCAUUCCCACAGAGCCGACGUGUACGACCUGCUGCCUGGAACCUUUCAGACUGUGGAACUGGUGGCAGGAACCCCUGGGACAUGGCUGCUCCACUGUCAUGUGACAGAACAUAUACACGCAGGCAUGGAGACCACCUUCACCAUCCACGAAAAAUCCUCCGGAAAUGGUCUGCAGUUUUGCUGGAAAACACUGCUGUUCAUCAUAGUGGCGAUUUGGCUCCAGUGAGUCAACAGAAUCCAAAGAUGGCUGAAGCUGGAGACCAGUCAGACUCUACCCUUUAUGUAGCUCUACGAUAGAUAUAAGUAGUGAAAAUAAGAAAUGGAAACACUACUUCUUAAAUCAGAAUGCUCUGCAUGAAACCCUAUAUAGUAACACAGCACAGGAACAGUCCAUCAGUGCAUUAAGACACUGAUCAGAGGGCUUAUCGCAUCUAACUUAUCUUAUACACUAGUCCACGCUAUACUCAUCAGGCUUAAUGCACCUUCUUCUUUUUCUUCUUCUUUAUCCUCAUCUGAGUUUUAGGAGCUACAAGCGUAAUGUGAAUAAUCAAUAGUAAAUUCAGUGAUUAAGAUUUAAGACUUUGGGCCCUAUCUUACACCCUGCACAAGACGUGUCACAAUGCUCAUUGUUAUCUUACACACCACAACAGUCUUUUUUCAUGCCUUCCUUCUGCAUUGUUUAAAUAGCAACAGAGUUUAUGAAUGUAAUUACGCUGAUGGGCGUAGUGGUGUGGAAAUAAGGUGUGUUCAGGUACAUUUUUGGCGUAUUGUUAUCUUUGCAUAACACAGGUGCGCAACUGACUGAUUUGAACCCUGACAACAGUCAGCGUUCAUUGCUAUCUUGGAAGGCAGGUACGCAUGCACGCGCCCCCGCUCUUUACAUACACAAGGAGGUGCUGCAGUGCAUAAAGGAACUAAUACAUAAACAGGAGAAUACUAAAUAUAAUAACAUUGCUGUUCUUGUGAAGCACUAAAAUAACAGUCUGCCCAAGGCAGAGCACACCUGGCUCUUAAAGGGAAUAGCAAGUGACACACUGAUUGGUUUAUUUCACGUUACGCUCAAAACACAUCCAUGACAUACCCAUGGUUAAUUUACAGAAUUAGUACAUGCUUUUUUAAGCAGCGCAAGGUGUACUUUUCCUGUCGUUAUGAUAGCAAAGACACACUGACACGCCCUAAAUUAAGCUGCAUAGUGCAAAAUAGGACAUUUUAUAUCUUUCAAGUAUUAAAUAGAUAUCUGUGAAUACAAAGCACUGGCAAAAAUCUAGAUGCUGUUUGUGUAAUGUAGUGUUGCUGAAAUGAUUUUAUAUAUUUCUCAAAUGGAUCAAAUGUCUGAAAUAUGUAUUCGGUUAGAUUUAAUUAUAUUCAGCUUUAUUGCCAUUGUUCAAAGUACAAAUGUAGAGCCAGUGGAAUGCAAUGAUCAGCAAAAUGUGCAAAAUGCAGUAUUAUUUACAUGCUGUACGUAGGCAUAUUUCUGCUUUUAUUCAGGUAGUUUUUUGAGCAUAUUUGCUCUGCUGUGUUUUUACUUCUUUUUGCAUAUUAUUAUUCAAAAUGUUACAUUUUUGUUCUGCAGUAACUCAUCUUUCCAGUGUUUUUCAAAAAUACAUAAUCUGACCCAGAUUACACUGUUGCACACUUCAUUAUUUGAAAUUUCAUACAUAUCUAUUUACACAGAUAUUUGCAUAGCACCAUUUUAAUAUGUCCACACCCUACAUGCAUAUGGCCUCAGAACACACAUACACAAGAACAACUAGUUUGAAGAACAACUAAAUAUUCAUUAGUAAUGCUACUGUUGUUGUGAUUUUAGUGCUCAGGCUUUAAACUAUUUAUUUUUAAACUGAUGUGUAUAUUGAAACUGAAUGUUUUGUGAAUGAUUGCACUUUCUGUCUGUAUUGUGAUGCCUACUGAUUUAAUCCUGAGACAUUUCAAUAAAAAG
Astyanax mexicanus (Mexican tetra) is the source of this 5663-nucleotide messenger RNA. RefSeq names its product hephaestin-like 1a (gene hephl1a). Lineage: Eukaryota; Metazoa; Chordata; Actinopteri; Characiformes; Acestrorhamphidae. Gene Ontology annotation, cellular component: plasma membrane. The record is from RefSeq and is a predicted model, not a curated record. The coding region runs from base 699 to 3953 and encodes 1084 amino acids. Gene Ontology annotation, biological process: iron ion transport. The transcript has 20 exons. Gene Ontology annotation, molecular function: copper ion binding; oxidoreductase activity.